AUGUCUGAAGACUUUCCAGUGCCAGAUACGCGGGUACUUGCUGUGGCCAGCCAUGUUGUCUACGGAUAUGUCGGAAAUACGAUGGCCACUUUCGUUAUGCAAUCUCUAGGAUGCGAAGUCGCUGCUCUGAAUACCGUACAGUUCAGCAAUCAUCUAGGUUAUGGGCAAGCUAAAGGCACGCGCGCUACUGCGACUGAAAUAUUGGACCUCUAUCAAGGUCUCAAGAACUCCUACCUCGACGAUUUCAAUAUGAUGCUCUCGGGCUAUCUGCCUGGGGCCGCCUGUGUCGAAGCCGUCGGUUCAAUAGCACGCGAUCUGAAAUUAAAGAGUACAAUGAAACCGGGAAGUUUCUUCUGGGUGUUGGAUCCGGUUAUGGGGGAUAACGGGAAAUUGUAUGUGGCGGAAGAUGUGGUACCGGCUUAUAAAGCAUUGAUUAAAGGUGCGGAUUUGAUUCUGCCGAAUCAAUUUGAGGUUGAGACAUUAUCUGGUGUGAAGAUUCAGGAUAUGGAUACGCUUAUAUUGGCCAUAACGACAUUACACGAAGUAUAUAAAAUUCCUCAUAUCAUGGUUACAUCCAUUUCACUUCCUUCUCCCGGUGCCGAGCCCCAUCUUUCGGUCGUAGGCUCGACUAUGACAUCGAAAGCUGAACCGAGGAUUUUCAGCAUCAAGAUACCGGCAAUUGAUUGUUUCUUUAGUGGAACGGGAGAUAUGUUUGCGGCGCUCAUGUUGGUGAGAUUUAAAGAGGCAGUGUGUAAUGUGGAAGGCCUGGUAGAGAAAGAUGCGUGGAUUAGUGAUGAUGAGGUGGCAGCUACGGAAUUACCGCUGGCGAGAGCCACGGAAAAGGUUUUGGCUAGUAUGCAUGAGGUGCUUGCGAAGACCAAGAUCGUGAGGGAUGCCGAGAUUGCGACGUGGAAGAGUGUUGUGGGUGGAAGAGGGAAGGAUGAGGAUGUCAAAAGAGAAGGAUUGGUGAGGUCGAAGGCGGCCGAAGUGAGGUUGGUGAGGAAUGUGCACUUUUUGAAGAAUCCGGUGGUAAAGUUCAAGGCGGAAAGUUUGUAA
Sclerotinia borealis F-4128 is the source of this 1056-nucleotide messenger RNA. NCBI's taxonomy places the organism in Eukaryota, Fungi, Ascomycota, Leotiomycetes, Helotiales, Sclerotiniaceae. The record is from the annotation of a GenBank genome assembly.